UAUUAUAGUCAGCAUCAUAAUUAGUUCUGGUUUCCCGACGGAAGGCAGCGACCUAAUUUGGGAUUCUGGGAGAAUUAUCCACACCAUUCCCACUCAGCAUCAUCAAGGUAACUGAUACAGACAGCGCAACAAGAAACAGGAGAGCAGCCAUGUCAUUGUAUCCGUCUUUAGAAGACCUGAAGGUGGAUAAAUUUAUUCAGGCGCAGAACACCCCCAUUGCCAGUCCAUCCAAAGCCCCGCCCCUGGCACUCCCUGACCCCGCCCAGUACCAAACUAGCCCCGCCCAUACCGGGUCAAACGUGGAGGAAAUUGGAACAGAUGCCUCUGGAAGUUUGUAUCCUCAGCUCAGUGAGUUCAUGGGUCUGAAUCUUAGUAUUGAGGCAGUAAAAGCCUUUUCUACUCCAGUCCCUGAGCAAAGUAGUGGAGCUCUCAGUGUUCAUUCAUCUGACACAAACUGGACAGUUGCUCCCAUAACUGGCAACGAUAUGGGAGUGAAGAGGGCUGAGAUUCGGCAGGGCGUUAGAGAAGUGGUGCUCUGUAAAGACAUGGAUGGCAAGAUCGGCCUCCGCCUCAAAGCCAUAGACAAUGGGUUGUUUGUACAGUUAGUACAAGUGAACACUGCGGCAGCAUUAGGAGGGCUUCGCUUUGGUGAUCAGAUUCUGCAGAUCAACGGAGAAUCCUGUGCUGGCUGGAGUAGUGACCGUGCGCACAAGGUUCUGAAGAAUGCCAGUCCUGAGAGAAUAACACUAGCUGUACGAGACAGGCCACUGGAGCGUGCGGUCACUCUACAUAAGGACAUGAGUGGGCAGCUUGGUUUUAUCUUUAAGAAAGGCAAAAUCACUUCCAUAGUGAAGGACAGCUCUGCCGCUCGUAAUGGACUGCUCACUGACCACCAGAUCUGUGAAAUCAAUGGACAGAAUGUGAUUGGACUGAAGGACUCUCAAGUGUCAGACAUUCUCAACACUAGUGGGAAUGUUGUGACUGUAACUGUGAUGCCUGUGAUCAUCUUUGAACACAUGAUGAAAAGGAUGUGCAACAGCAUUGUGAAAUCACUAAUGGACCACUCCAUUCCUGAGGUGUGACAUGGACUGAACCACACCUGACUCAGAAUGGGCUUGCUUUUGUGUGCACUACAGCUUAGUUGAACUGGCGUACACAUGCACAGUGCUUGUACUU
This is a messenger RNA of Neoarius graeffei (lesser salmon catfish), 1176 nucleotides long. It is a transcript of the gene sdcbp, whose product is annotated as syndecan binding protein (syntenin). Gene Ontology annotation, molecular function: protein binding. The coding region runs from base 150 to 1082 and encodes 310 amino acids. Lineage: Eukaryota; Metazoa; Chordata; Actinopteri; Siluriformes; Ariidae. The record is from RefSeq and is a predicted model, not a curated record. Gene Ontology annotation, cellular component: plasma membrane; cytoplasm. The transcript has 9 exons.